This is a messenger RNA of Podarcis muralis (Common wall lizard), 2183 nucleotides long. It is a transcript of the gene LPAR5, whose product is annotated as lysophosphatidic acid receptor 5. Gene Ontology annotation, molecular function: G protein-coupled receptor activity. Gene Ontology annotation, cellular component: membrane. Gene Ontology annotation, biological process: G protein-coupled receptor signaling pathway; behavioral response to pain. Lineage: Eukaryota; Metazoa; Chordata; Lepidosauria; Squamata; Lacertidae. The record is from RefSeq and is a predicted model, not a curated record.
UGCAAGAGAAGAAAAGUAAAAAGCUAGCAAAAGCACCACUAGCCCACUUCCUUAUUUGUCGCGUUCUUCUCGCCACAAAACUACUGCGGCGGGCAGAGGAUGAUACGUUUUCUUCUUGCUUGUCUGAGGAGCCUGCCAUGGCUUAUCAGCUGUUGGAACCAAAGUUCAUAUGUUGUUAUCAAUGGCAAGUUGUGUCACAGACACAUGAUGGCUGGGAAAUGGGAUUGAAGCAAGAACAAAAGCAAUUUCCGUAAAAGAAGGAAUGAAAGUAAGAGAAUGUCCGGACAGUGAAGUCCAUGAAGCUAGAUUUCCCACCUAACCUGAGGUCCUCGCUCGCUUCUGAUCUGCCUUUGACUUCCGCUGGUGAGCUAAAAUUCCUUCAGUUGCUGUGGACAUGUCAGAAACCUCAAGCCUGUAAUUCCUCCAGAUAAAGAGAGACUCAUCAUUCUGUAUGGUCAUGAAUGGCGCCGACCUUCCCAUCUCUGACAGUUCCUGGGGCUUGGAGGCUCAAGUAGGAAUGCUGGGAAGAGAACCAUCUAGCAGCAGCAACUGCUUGAAAUGAAAUAAAGAAAUGAUCACCAACUUGAGAAUUGCGCACCCUUCCUGGUGCCCUUUCCUUUGAAGGAGAUUGUCUCCAAGCACCCUGAACAGCAGGACUGAGGCCCUCAGAUGCUUCACAGGCAUGUCAUCAGCCAAUGUCACCCCGAUCGUGAUUUGCAAGGACCACAGUGCCAACCACCGGCUGCACCUGAUUGGCUACAGCCUGAUCUUCACCGCAGGUUUGCUGCUCAAUGUGGCCGCUAUCUGGAUCUUCUUGAACUACCUGAAACUCAAGUCGGUGGUGAGCAUCUACAUGCUUAACUUGGCCGCGAGCGACCUCCUGUUCACCAUUUCUUUGCCCUUCCGUAUCUCCUACUAUUCCAUGGAGCAGUGGCCCUUUAAAGAAUUCCUCUGCCAGGUCUCGGGCUCUGUCUUCCAAAUCAACAUGUACGGUAGCUGCCUCUUCCUGAUGUGCAUCAACUUGGACCGCUACGUGGCAAUUGUCCACCCCCUUCGCUGGCGCCACCUCCGGCGCCCCAGACUGGCUCGGAUUGUCUGUCUUGUGGUCUGGGUGCUUAUCCUGGUAGGCUCUAUUCCUGUGGCUUAUGUCCACAAAUCCACUUCCUGUGUCAAAGACAGGACGACCAUCACUCUUUGCUUCGAGAACUUCAGCGAAGGCUUGUGGCAGAAAGAGCUCCUGCCCUUGAUCAUCCUGGCGGAGAUCCUUGGCUUUCUUCUGCCCCUGACCUCCGUUUCCUACUGCUCGGUCCGAAUUUUCCAGAAACUGUGCCAGGCUGGUGGGAUGCAGAGCCUGCGCCAACGGAAGACGCUUCGCAUGCUAGUGGUCAACCUGGUCAUCUUCAUUAUCUGCUUUGUGCCCUACAAUGUCGUUCUGGCAGUGUAUGGGCUGAUAAAAGCCCAGCUGAUCAAGACCGACGUGCAAAUGAAGGAUUCGGUACGGCAGGCCCUGGUCAUCACAGUGAUAUUGGCCAGUAUGAACUGCACUCUGGACCCCCUGAUCUAUUACUUCAACACAGAGGGCUUCCGAAACACUUUUAAUAAACUGAGGAGGGCGCAAGCUUGGGACUCUGAAAUGGGAACACUUCAGAAUCGAGUAACGGAAAGUAAGUCCUACCAGGCAACAAGUGCCAAGCGAGGAUUCCCGGUCCAAACGUUAAUCCUCCCCUACGAGGGCUUGCCAUUUGUUCCCCCUAAGAUAUUUUUGAACAGCCCCAUUGAAGAUUCGGAAAUAUAAGCACGGGGGGAGUGGGCUCCUCCGACUGGUGAUUACUGCAAGAAGUGCUUGCUAAGAAUUUCUGAAUGAUGAACAGAGGGGCGGGGAAUGCGAUGAAACAAAACUGUAAAGGGGGUAAAGCCUCUUAGAACAUGGAUGUUUGGAGAUGGUUUCAGACCUGUAGGGAAUAUGUUUACAUGACCACGGUAAUCUGUUUCUACACCCUAGGCAUUGUCUUCUUCUUUAGCGAUCACUCGUAGCUGAGUAAGAUUGUCUUCCAUAAACAUGGUUUUAACCGUGGGUCCGUAACUGACUGGGGAGGCCAAUUCUGGAUCCACAUGUCCAGGCAGGAGUUGAUAAUUGUGCCUUCCUCUUGGUACAUUUCUCCCUUUCAUCCUGAGUUCGAGCA